Patiria miniata (bat star) is the source of this 1193-nucleotide messenger RNA. RefSeq lists its product as uncharacterized. The coding region runs from base 55 to 1176 and encodes 373 amino acids. Gene Ontology annotation, molecular function: zinc ion binding; nucleic acid binding. Lineage: Eukaryota; Metazoa; Echinodermata; Asteroidea; Valvatida; Asterinidae. The transcript has a single exon. The record is from RefSeq and is a predicted model, not a curated record.
GCGAAACUAACGGCAGACAACUGACCCUGAGACGAGCUGCUACAUCUAUCAAGAAUGGAGGGAAUGGAGCAACUGCGGGCCGAGCUUGAGGCGAUGAAGGUAGCUCUUCAGGCGGAGAAGGAGGAGCGCGAGAAGGCCACAGCAGGCGUCAGCUCCACUACCCCACCAGCGAAGCAGAUAUACGUAGCGGCAGGGAGACGGCUGGAACGCUUCAGGGGAAAGACGGAGAAACCGAGUGAUCCAUCCGUCCAAGAGUGGGUCAGUGACGUCAAAGGGCAGUUGACGGCUCGACAGAUAGGAGAGGAGGAUGGCGCUGCGUUCAUCAUCGACCAUCUCGCCGGCAGAGCUAGGCAAGAAAUCCUUGGCAGAGGUGACACCGUAAAGAGUCCAGAGGAAAUCUACUGUGUAUUGCUGAAAGUCUUUGGUGAUGGUGAGACGCUUCCCCAGAUCCAGCAGACGUUUUUCUCCUUCCGACAAGGCCAAGGAGAAGAUCUACUGAGUUUCUCCCUCGAGCUCAUGGAAUUGUUUAAUUCCAUGGGUCGUUUGGAUGUCUCCUUCAAUGUGACGAGAGAUAAAACACUGAAGGGAAGGCUAGCCGAGGCAGUUUAUGAUGAGGGUCUACGGAGAGAACUGCGGCGCAUGAAUAUUGUUUCGCCAGAGCUGAGUUUCUUCGAUGCCAGAGACCGUGCCAUCGAGUGGCUUGGCACCAGCCGUGUCAAAACCCAGAAGGCAGUAGCAGUACAGGAGGUCAAGGCUGAAGAUGGGGCACAUGGCAUGAAGGCACGUCUUGAGAGGCAGGGUGAACAACUGAAGCGGCAACAGCAGCAGAUUGAGGCACUCUUACAGGCCAUGCAGCGACCUGCUCGCCGUUGGAGUCAGGGUCCUAGACGUUGCUACAAUUGCCAGUCCACAGGUCAUCUCAAGCGAGACUGUCCCCAUCCCCCGUCAUCCCCGUCGUCAGGAGGAACGAGUCAGGGUACCAGGGAUCCCCAGCAGUUUGUCCCCCAGCAGUCUAUGGCACAGCACUUUGUCCCCAGCAGUCCGCGGCCCAACAGUUCAUUCCUCAGCAGUCCCCAGUACAGCAGUUUGUCCCCCAGCAGUCCCCAGUACGGCAGUUUGUUCCCCAGCAGUCCCCAGCACAGCAGUUCAUUCCCCAGAAGCCUGGCCCUCAGUUAAACUUGAACGGCCUGUCA